AUUCGCCGUCUAUCUUGCAGAUGGCGGAGCCGGACAGCGGGCGCUGUUGUUAGCUAAUAUUCGUUUUAUUACUAAAUGAAAAGGAUUUAAUUAUAUCCUUUCAGAGCUUUUCAAUUAAACUGCUCUUUCAUUAUAUUUUGUUUGCACAUGUCGUUGUAAACCUUUUUAAUACGUGCGUUUUGUACAGUAUUUAUUUUGCAGCAAGUAGCCGGGUUAGCAUCUUUGUUGGAAGUUUAGGCCUACUGUGCCACCGCUUGUCGAUUUUAACAAUAGCUGGGAUUACACUCCCCUCUCCUUGUUUUGAUACACUCCAGGGAUUAUAUAUAAAGCAGACGGAGAAAGAACAUGAGAGAAAAACAGGUUUGGGUACCUUUCAGCAAGUGAGACAUUUGUUAUGUAGACGGACUUUUAAUUUUACUGGGACUGAAGACAUUUUGCGAGCUGCAUCACGAAAAAUAAGGAUCACAAAGGAAGAUGUCCAACGGCGCUGCAGGAAGCGGGGCUCUGGCUUGGAUGGAGGCUGCAAACGGCAGAGGUGAUAGUGUAAAGAUGGAAGGGUCCAAGAAAGACAAGGCAAGCUCCAAAUUAUCUGUGGAGCGAGUGUACCAGAAGAAGACCCAGCUAGAGCACAUUCUUCUCCGUCCAGACACAUACAUUGGCAGCGUGGAGCCCAUCACUCAGCAAAUGUGGGUGUUUGAUGAAGAAAUUGGAAUGAACCAGAGGGAAAUCACCUAUGUUCCUGGACUGUACAAAAUCUUUGAUGAAAUCCUUGUUAAUGCAGCAGACAACAAACAAAGGGACAAGAGCAUGACUGGCAUUAAGAUCACCAUAGACCCUGAAUCCAACACUAUUUCCAUCUGGAACAAUGGUAAAGGAAUUCCUGUGGUGGAGCAUAAGGAUGAGAAGAUGUUUGUCCCAGCUCUCAUUUUUGGCCACCUGCUCACCUCCAGCAACUAUGAUGAUGAAGAGAAGAAGGUCACAGGUGGAAGAAAUGGGUACGGUGCUAAACUCUGCAACAUCUUCAGUACCAAGUUCACAGUGGAAACUGCCUGCAAGGAGUACAGACAAAGUUUCAAACAGACGUGGCAGAACAACAUGAGCAAGACCUCAGACCCCAAGAUCAAGUUGUUUGACGGGGACGACUUCACCUGCGUAACCUUCCAGCCAGACCUGUCCAAGUUCAAGAUGGAGAAACUAGACAAGGAUAUUGUAGCGCUUCUUACCCGCAGAGCAUAUGAUGUAGCCGGCUCCUGCAAGGGCGUUAAAGUGUCACUGAAUGGCAAAAAAUUACCCGUUAAUGGAUUCCGCAGCUAUGUGGAUCUGUAUGUGAAGGACAAACUGGAUGAGACAGGCGUGGCCCUGAAGGUGGUGAAUGAAAAUGUGAACGAUCGUUGGGAGGUUUGCCUGACCAUGAGUGAGAAAGGAUUCCAACAGAUCAGCUUUGUUAACAGCAUCGCCACUACUAAGGGUGGCAGACACAUUGACUAUGUGGUAGACCAGAUUGUUUCUAAACUUAUUGAAGUGGUAAAGAAGAAGAACAAGGCAGGAGUGUCGGUCAAACCCUUCCAGGUAAAGAACCACAUCUGGGUCUUUGUGAACGCGUUGAUUGAGAAUCCAUCCUUUGACUCCCAGACCAAGGAGAACAUGACACUGCAGACCAAGAGCUUCGGGUCCAAGUGCCUUUUGUCAGAGAAGUUCAUCAGGGCUGUAAGGACAUUUCUCACGUGUUUUCAAAUCUCCAUUGUUUUUGGGUCAUCUAAUCUCACCUAUGAUGGUUGUACAUCAAUCAUGAAAGAACGCUUUUGUCACCCACAGGCAACCAACUGCGGAAUCGUGGAGAGUAUACUCAACUGGGUGAAAUUCAAAGCUCAGACGCAGCUGAAUAAGAAGUGCUCAUCUGUGAAGCACAGCAAGAUCAAAGGCAUCCCCAAGCUAGAUGACGCCAAUGAUGCUGGUGGCAAACACUCCUCUGAAUGCACCCUCAUCCUCACUGAAGGAGACUCAGCUAAGUCUCUGGCUGUCUCUGGUUUGGGAGUGAUCGGACGCGAUCGCUAUGGAGUGUUCCCGCUGAGAGGGAAGAUCCUUAAUGUGCGAGAGGCAACACACAAGCAGAUAAUGGAAAAUGCUGAGAUAAACAACAUCAUCAAAAUUGUUGGCCUCCAGUACAAGAAGAGCUAUGACGAUGCAGAAUCAUUGAGGAGUCUUCGCUAUGGCAAAAUCAUGAUCAUGACAGAUCAGGAUCAAGAUGGCUCCCAUAUCAAAGGUCUGCUAAUCAACUUCUUCCACCACAACUGGCCUUCGCUGCUGAAGCACACAUUCCUGGAGGAGUUCAUCACACCCAUUGUCAAAGCGACCAAGAACAAGCAGGAGAUGGCUUUUUACAGCAUUCCAGAGUUUGACGAGUGGAAGAAACAAACAGAGAAUUAUAAAACCUGGCAUAUAAAGUACUACAAAGGUUUGGGUACAAAUACAGGCAAAGAGGCAAAAGAAUAUUUUGCUGACAUGGAGAAACACCGCAUCACAUUCAGAUACAGCGGUGCAGAGGACGAUGCUGCCAUCACUUUGGCCUUCAGUAAGAAGAAGACAGAUGACAGGAAGGAGUGGCUGACUAACUUCAUGGAGGACAGACGUCAGAGGAGGAUGCAUGGCCUGCCGGAGCAAUACCUUUAUGGAAAUCAAGCCAGGCACCUCUCCUACAAUGACUUCAUCAACAAAGAGCUGAUUCUGUUCUCUAACUCUGACAAUGAGAGAUCCAUCCCAUCCUUGGUUGACGGUUUAAAGCCAGGUCAGAGGAAGGUGUUGUUUACCUGCUUAAAAAGGAAUGACAAGAGGGAAGUGAAGGUGGCGCAGCUUGCUGGCUCCGUGGCAGAGAUGUCUGCCUACCAUCAUGGAGAGCAAGCUCUCAUGAUGACCAUCGUGAACUUGGCCCAGAACUUUGUGGGUAGCAACAAUGUGAACAUCCUCCAGCCUCUGGGUCAGUUUGGUACUCGCAUCAAUGGUGGCAAAGAUGCUGCCAGCCCUCGUUACAUCUUCACCAUGCUCAGUCCUCUUGCCAAGCUGUUGUUCCCAGCAGUGGACGCCAACCUGCUCAAGUUCCUGUAUGAUGACAACCAGAAAGUGGAGCCAGAGUGGUACAUUCCCAUCAUUCCAAUGGUUCUGGUGAAUGGUGCAGAGGGCAUUGGAACUGGCUGGGCGUGUAAAAUCCCCAACUACGACCCCCGAGAGAUUGUCAACAACAUCAACAGAAUGCUCAACCACCAGGAACCCAUGCCAAUGCUUCCCAGCUACAAAAACUUCAAAGGGGUGAUUCAUGAACUGGGUCAAAACCAGUACCUUGUCAGUGGAGAGGUGUCAGUCAUAGACAAAAACACCGUUGAGAUCACAGAGCUUCCAGUCCGGACAUGGACACAGGCCUAUAAGGAGUCUGUGCUGGAACCCAUGCUGCAGGGCACUGACAAGACACCAGCUCUCAUCAACGAUUAUAAAGAAUACCACACAGAUACUACAGUCAAGUUUGUGGUUCGUAUGUCUGAGGAGAAGCUGGCCCAGGCUGAGGCAGUCGGCCUUCACAAAGUCUUCAAACUGCAGUCCAGUCUCACCUGCAACUCCAUGGUGCUGUUUGAUCACAUGGGCUGUAUGAAGAGAUAUGAUUCAGUCCACGACAUCCUCAGAGAGUUCUUUGAGCUCCGCCUGCACUACUAUAAACUGAGGAAGGACUGGUUACUAGGCAGCUUGGGGGCUGAGGCCUCCAAACUGUCCAACCAGGCUCGCUUUGUACUGGAGAAGAUCGAAGGAAAAAUUACAAUUGAGAACAAAUCCAAGCGUGAACUGAUCCGCAUGCUGGUCCAGAAAGGCUAUGAAUCUGAUCCUGUGGCUGCCUGGACCAAAUCUCAGGAAAAGUCUCAGGAAGAAGAUUACCGUGACGGAAAUGACAGUGACGGCUCAGUGGGCUCUGGCUCCUCGUCAGGGCCAGACUUCAACUACAUCCUCAACAUGCCUCUGUGGUGCUUGACUAAAGAGAAGGUGGAUGGGCUGCUGAAACAGAGGGACAUAAAGAGAGGAGAGCUGAAUGAUCUGCAGAAGAAAUCUCCUGAGGAUCUGUGGAAGGAGGACUUGGCCAUCUUCAUUGAAGAGCUGAAUAAUGUGGAGACUCAGGAGCGAGAGGAGCAGAAUUCAGGGAAGGCCAUCAAACUGGUGAAGGGUAAAGUGGGCAAACCUAAAGCGAAGAAGCUGAACCUGCAGGAGACAAUGCCUUCACCCUUUGGCCGCAGGGUGGAACCUCCAACUCAGCCAAUUAAAGCUGAUGCUGCCAAGAAACUGACCAAAAAGAAGAAGAGUGAUUCCGACCCUGCAGUGAAGUUGGAGUUUGAUGAUGAUGGUUUGGGAGGUGAGGGAGGAACAGGAGGAGCAGGAGAAAACUCUGUACCCAAACCCAAAGCUCCCCGUGUCAAGAAAGAAAAGAAAGAGCCUGGAGCUCCCAGAGUUAAAAAGCCUCCAGGACCCAAAGGUGCUUCUGCAAAGAAGAUGAAGAAGAGAAACCCCUGGUCUGAUGACGAGUCCAAGUCAGACAGUGACGUAGAGAACAGUGAACCUGUCAUUCCUAGAGAGACCAAGUCCCAGAGGGCGUCAGCUUCCAAGCCUAAGUACACGUUUGACUUCUCGGAGGAGGAGGCAGACGAAGAGGAGAACGGAGACGACGAUGUGGCUUCUUCCCCGGUGAGGUCGUUCAAAGAUGACUUCACUUUCUCCGGCACCAAGGACCGCUACAAUGACCACGACAACGACGACGACGAAGAUGAAGACAACGAAGACUCCUACCCUCCACCCAAACAAAAGACCACGUCUGCACCUGUAGCUAAAAAGAAAGACACAACCAGCAUCUUCUCAUCCAAGUCAGCCUUAUCUGAAAAGAGCAAUGACAGUGACGGGUCCAAGUCUGACAGCGAUGAUGACAACGGUCCAGUGUUCUCCACUUAUUCCAGCAGCUCUGCGUUUGACAAACUAUCGCCAGCAAAGAAAGCAGCUAAAAAACCCUCUGAUGCAGCUCCCAAACCGAAGAAACCACCAGCACCCAAAGCAAAGAAACCAGACAAAUCCAUCUGGGAUUCUGACUCCGACACUGGGUCCAAGAAGCCAGCACCAGCUCUUAAAGGUAAAGGUCGGGGGAGGAAGAGGAAGGGCUCUGGUUCUGAAGACGAGUACAGUCCGAUGAAGAAAGCAGCAAAACUUGUUGGCAGAAAGCCGCAGAAACCUCCAUCUGAUGACGAGGACGACGACAGCAACAGCCUGAGCGCCCUGAGUGCUCCGUCCCGUGACCGGCCGGGCCGCGCCAAGAAAGAGGUGAAGUACUUUCACGAGUCGGACAACGAGGAAGACGAUGACGACGAUGACAUGUUCGAUUAAAGCAACCUUCAGUCACGUUCAAACACACUCCACUCUUAUUAUGGAAGUUUCCUCCUCCUGUGUCCCCACAGACUUUUGUACAUUUCCCGUUCUGUUUUAUUUUCAUUAAUGGUGACGUUCAAUGAUUUUUAAUGUGUAGGUGUUUUACACUUUUUAUUAUUAUACAUAUACAGGUUUCUUUUUUUAUGCUCAUUGAAUUGUUCUGUAUUUGUCCGAAGCGGCUUUUAGAAGUUUAGAAUGCUGUGCUUUAGCACAUUUUAAUUGUUAAAAUACUAUGUAACUUUUUGAACAUGAGGUUGAAAGUAAACAAUGAAAUGUU
Messenger RNA from Amphiprion ocellaris (clown anemonefish), 5722 nucleotides. It is a transcript of the gene top2b, whose product is annotated as DNA topoisomerase II beta. Gene Ontology annotation, molecular function: ATP binding; DNA topoisomerase type II (double strand cut, ATP-hydrolyzing) activity; DNA binding. Gene Ontology annotation, biological process: DNA topological change; resolution of meiotic recombination intermediates; sister chromatid segregation. NCBI's taxonomy places the organism in Eukaryota, Metazoa, Chordata, Actinopteri, Pomacentridae. Gene Ontology annotation, cellular component: nucleus. The record is from RefSeq and is a predicted model, not a curated record. The transcript has 35 exons. Bases 475 to 5403 code for a protein of 1642 amino acids.